Molecule: messenger RNA, 630 nt
Organism: Botrytis sinoallii
Lineage: Eukaryota; Fungi; Ascomycota; Leotiomycetes; Helotiales; Sclerotiniaceae
Exons: 4
Coding region: 1-630 (209 amino acids)
Source: RefSeq, a predicted model, not a curated record
AUGGCUCUCCCACCUAAAUUCGCAGGUCAGAGAUUCUUGGCUUCCGAGGCUCCGGCGCAGGCAUUGCAUACGUUGGAAUUGUAUUUGGAUUAUGUUUGUCCGUUCUCGGCCAAGAUGUUCAACACAGUUUAUACUUCUGUGUUUCCCCUAAUCAAACAGAAAUACGCAUCAAAAGUCCAAAUUAUCUUCCGUCAACAAAUUCAACCAUGGCAUCCAAGUAGUACCUUGGUCCACGAAGCCGGUGUCGCUGUCCUAAACCUCUCACCCGAAAAGUUCUAUCCUUUCUCUGCCUCUCUUUUCAAACAACAAAAGGAUUUUUAUGACACAAACGUCGUUAAUGAGACACGUAAUGCAACAUACAAACGUCUCGCAAAGAUUGGAGGAGAAGCAGGAAUCGACGAGGAGAAAAUGUACGAUCUGCUUAAGAUUGAUAAUAAGCCAGGUCCAGAUGGAAGUAUGAACUCUGGAAAUGGGGUUACGAAUCAACUUAAGGUGUUGGUUAAGAUGAAUAGAUUGGUGGGAAUUCAUGUUACACCAACUGUUGUUUUCGAUGGAGUUGUAGAGAACUCAAUCGGCAGCUCCUUCACUGCCGACCAAUGGGAAGAAUGGUUGGACAAGAACGUCGCAUGA